UCUGAUUCAUUAACAUUCCUACCACAGAUUUCCACAAAGAACCGGAGUGGGCGACAGAACAACAGGCACGGAAAAGAGGUUACGAAAUAUAGUGGACUGGACUAGAACAAGUUGAUGAACAGAACAUCACCGGCUGCUACGGUGUUGCAAUAGAGAUGCACACAUUCUAUGAUCUAAAGGUUUAGAGUGGUGAGUCAGCCCUCAGCAGAGCGGAACCCCUCUCCUCACAUACAGAGCACAGAACUACCAGACAAGGUGUUCUCCAGGAGUGUUGCCCACCCCCACACACCCCACCGCUCUAUCCAGACCCUCUAGGACAGACAGGAUCCACACUCCUCUGGACAGGACCUCAUUUUUGUUUACUGUGAAUGAAGCGAUAAGGGGAUGAUGUCAGAGGACAGCUGUUGCCGAAUAUGCUGCAGGGGGGUGUAUAGCUGCUACUGGAGGCACCCCAGUGAGAGGCAACUAAAAUGCUCCCGCUGCAGGUUGUCGGUCCUUACCGCUGUGUCCCUCCUCACUCUGUUCUGGAUGUACGUCUGUCUGAUGGCCUUCAAUGACCGCGAGGAUGUUAACUGGAAGGGCUUUUCCAUUCUGAAACUGUGGGUGAACUGGUUCAUGGUGCUAAUCAUCAUCUCUGCUGUAUUGACCAUCUACUGCACCCUAUUACUGGUCUUUGCACUGUUCCAACUUGCCUUGAAAGAGCCUUUGGACUUACACUGUCUGCACAAGUUCUUCCUGUUUUUAGGUGUGGUCUUCAUCGCCCUGGGCAUCGCUGGAAUAAGUCUACUGUGGAAAGAAGAGUGGCACACUGUUCUUCUGUCACUGCAGGCCACGGCUCCAUUCCUACAGAUGGGAGGGGUUGGAGCCCUGACCCUGGUCAGCUGGCUGGUGUUCCAGGGCUUCCAUAGGUCCCGCAGAGUAGCCUCUAAGAUCCUCAUCAUGGUAGUGUUUGCUGGCGUGUCAGUGGCAAUGUUCCUCAGCCCACUCCUCAUCCAAUCCCCUUGUCUGGUGGACAAGAAACAGCUGCCCCCUAAACCUGCCCUCUUUGGUCAUCGCGGAGCACCAAUGCUGGCCCCAGAGAACACCAUGAUGUCGUUCAGGAGGAGUGUGGGGUGCAACGUGACCGCCUUUGAGACGGACGUGCAGCUCAGUAAGGACAGAGUUCCUUACCUGAUGCACGACCACGACAGCCAUUUCCUGAGGAGGACUACAGAUGUUCUACAGAAGUUCCCUGGGAAAGACUUGAACCACAGCACAAACCUCACCUGGGAGGAGCUACAGGAAUUAAACGCUGGUGAUUGGUUCCUGAAUACAGAUCCAUUCUGUUCAGUGUCCCAGCUCUCAGAACAGGAGAAGAAGACAGCUAGGAACCAGAGUGUUCCCUCCCUUCUGCAGCUGCUUGACCUGGCCAAGACUCAUAACACCUCUGUCAUCUUUGACUUGAAGAAUGACGACAUCAAUGACACUAAUGACACUGUGAAAACCAUCCUCAACUCUGGCAUCCCCCACGACAAGAUCCUCUGGCUUCCCCCCACACAUAGGGAGGAUGUGAAGAAGGUCGCACCAGGGUUCAAACAGGUUUACGACAAUGUGCCUGAAAUGAACCUUAACGGAGCAGAUCAUCUAAAUGUCAAGUACAGUGCGUUGAGCGCCGCAGAGAUCGGGGAGCUUUGGAAAAGGAACGUGUCGGUGAACCUGUGGGUGGUGAAUGAACCAUGGCUCUUCUCUUUAAUGUGGUGCUCGGGGGCCAGCUCUGUGACCACAAACGCCUGCUCCGUCCUACAGGACAAGAACCAGCCUGACUGGACAAUGGGACCUGGUACAUACAGAUGUAUAUGGAUCACAGUGGACCUGGGGUCAUUGCUCAUAAUGUUCGCACUCUUCAUCUUAAAGAGAAGGAAAGAGAAUCACACAUGUUCUGCUUUGGAAUCAAGAGAGCUACGCUCCUUCUUACCACCUGAAUAGUUCCGCCUGGAUCCAGAAAUCCUUCCCAUCACACCCUACUGUCUGAAUGGCUCAGCUUUGAAUCAGGAAGUAUUUAGGCUAAUUGAAGAGACCGUAUCUAAAAAAAUGUGUGGAUCACAUGCGUAAAGUACAUUUUACAUUCAUUAUGAGAAUUUAUGAACAAAGGUGUAAAUACCACGUCCAUGUUUUGCCACAAGGAUGGCCAUUCAAGAUGUCAUUUCAUUGUUAUUUUAUUUCAAUAUAUUUUAGAUGCUUUUUGUGACCCUUUGUAAAUAGUGUUUUCCUAUAGAAAAUGUUUGUGUGACACUGUAUUUGUAAAAAUAUAUAUUUAUUGGUUCACUGUAUACAUUAAGUUUAGACUUUAUUUGGAAACUGGUGUUGGGGUCACUGAUAAAUGUCAGCACUACUUCCACUGGGGCUUACACUGAAUGAGAGAUUUACCAAAUGAUCACAAAUCAUCUUAUAUCAUAUUUUUUUAUAAAAUCGUAUCUGAAUUUGACACCUGUGUGUGUGUGUGCGCGCGCGCCCAUGUGUGUGUACGCGCCCGUGCGUGAGUGAGUAGUUGUGUGCGUGAGAGAGAGAGCGUGUGUUUCAGAAAAAAAACAUGUAAUGAUUUAUUUGUCUGUGUGAAUCAAUAAAAUGGAAUGUGUUGGGUACAGUU
This is a messenger RNA of Salvelinus fontinalis (brook trout), 2626 nucleotides long. RefSeq names its product glycerophosphoinositol inositolphosphodiesterase GDPD2-like. Gene Ontology annotation, biological process: lipid metabolic process. Gene Ontology annotation, molecular function: glycerophosphodiester phosphodiesterase activity. The record is from RefSeq and is a predicted model, not a curated record. NCBI's taxonomy places the organism in Eukaryota, Metazoa, Chordata, Actinopteri, Salmoniformes, Salmonidae. The transcript has 15 exons. The coding region runs from base 385 to 1965 and encodes 526 amino acids. Gene Ontology annotation, cellular component: membrane.